Microthlaspi erraticum is the source of this 552-nucleotide messenger RNA. The record is from the annotation of a GenBank genome assembly. NCBI's taxonomy places the organism in Eukaryota, Viridiplantae, Streptophyta, Magnoliopsida, Brassicales, Brassicaceae.
AUGGAUUGUGCCUUUCUCUUCAAGUCUUGCCUUUUUCUUGAAGAUGUUAGGCCUAAAAUCGGAUUGGGCUUUGUGACUUUACUAAUGAUGACGGGCUCAGGGAAAUGUGCUAAUUUCUCCUCUAACAGACACUACUAUUGGGAUGAACCUUACUUGUACAAGAGAGGGCCAGAUAGCAUUUACAGGAGAUGCAUAGCUGAAGAAGAUGUACAAGGAGUUCUAGAACAUUGCCAUGGGUCUGCUUAUGGAGGCACUUUGCUACAUUCAAAACCGCAAAAGGUUUUACAAGCUGGUAUGGUGGCCUACUUUGUUCAAGAUGCAGCAAGCUUCAUUGCAAACUUCAUGGGACCUUUCAACCCCUCAAACGGGCACAACUACAUUCUGGUUGCUGUGGACUAUGUGUCCAAAUGGAUGAAGCCAUCCUGCCCUGCCUGUGACGCCAAGGUUGUUAUCAAACUUUUCAGAACCAUCAUCUUUCCAAGAUAUGGCAUCCCAAGGGUUGUUAUCUCGGAUGGAGGUUCCCAUUUCAUCAACAAGUGUUUGAGAAGUUGA